Messenger RNA from Rhinichthys klamathensis goyatoka, 625 nucleotides. RefSeq names its product SH2 domain containing 1A duplicate b (gene sh2d1ab). The record is from RefSeq and is a predicted model, not a curated record. Bases 45 to 368 code for a protein of 107 amino acids. Lineage: Eukaryota; Metazoa; Chordata; Actinopteri; Cypriniformes; Leuciscidae. The transcript has 3 exons.
CACUUGCUGGUAGUGAUUGCCUGAGAAACAAUGCAUGCAGCACAAUGGAAUCGCUUUCUGUUUAUCAUGGGGCCAUCAAUCGAGAAAUGUGUGAGAUGCGUCUGUGUGAAGCAGGCAAAGAUGGGAGCUAUUUAAUUCGAGACAGUGAGAGCGUUCCUGGAGCCUACUGCCUCUGUGUCCUGUGUAAAGGUUUUGUCUACACGUACCGGCUCCAGAAAGACACAGCGGGCUCCUGGGCGGCUGAGACUGCACCGGGUCAGACUAAACGCUUGUUCCGAAAAGUCAAGAAUUUGAUAAGUGCCUUUGAGAAACCAGACCAGGGCAUCGCUGUUCCCCUCCUCUAUCCUGUAACUGUCCAGAAGUUCUGAAUAUUCCUCAUCACCUUCCUUAAACCAUCUACAAGCAUCUUUAUGCUGUUUCAUAAUAACAUGGAUUUGUACAUAUAAAAGGAUUUGUAUAAAAGAAAAAGAAAAAUCUUAAUUUGUAAAGAAUGUUUUACUGUGGAAAAUUGUGAAACCUUCAUCUCAAAUGUAUUUAAUACUGUGAUCAAUGGUCAACAAAUAUCUGGGUUUUUUUUAAUCCUAUACUUAAUCCGUUACUUCUUUCCCAAAUAUGCGUGUUUUUU